This is a messenger RNA of Eremomyces bilateralis CBS 781.70, 1804 nucleotides long. RefSeq lists its product as uncharacterized. Lineage: Eukaryota; Fungi; Ascomycota; Dothideomycetes; Eremomycetales; Eremomycetaceae. The transcript has a single exon. The record is from RefSeq and is a predicted model, not a curated record. Bases 312 to 1697 code for a protein of 461 amino acids.
UUUAAACUGAUGGGAAAGUUAAUCUUCCCUAAUAAAUGGUGUUGUUCUCGAAAUACUCACUCUGUCCUUCACCUCGAACACUAUUUCUUUUGAUGAUCAAUGGCAUACCGACCGUUUCGGUCUUGCGAGGAACGUUAGCAUAGGAAGAGCUAGGAAUCCUCUGCAGUAACUAACACAUGGAUCGUAUCACACUUGCGCAACUCCCCGAACGCGAAACUGCAACUAGGACAAUUCAUUACUUAUGAAUCCCUCACCCCAGCAAGAAGCCAUUGUAGCUGCUUAGCUUUCUGAGCUGAGUCAAUAACUCGAAGAUGUCGUUUAGCGCCCCAGUACUGCCGCAUUCGCUAGAGCAACCAAUCUCAACUUCCUUGGGGAAUUCACCGGGGCAUUCACCAGGGCAUUCGCCCGGAGCUUCAUCGGGGGCUUCAUCGGACUCACCACCCCUGGUCCUUGACAUCGGCUCAUCAUCUGACUCGGAAGACUCCAUAGUCUCUGCACGGCAGUCACACCAACCAACUCCAGUCAACAUUGAAAAUGGAAUUGAGGCAAUCCAACCUAUAAUACAAGCGGUCCAGGUCGUCGGAUCAAAUGCUCCCCUCCUCGGUGUCCCCGUGCUGCGGCGCGAAGGCAGGACAGGAGCGUACUUUCCGGAAGACAAGGCCAAGGCGGUCGAGUAUUUUCUAAAGCACUCGAAGGAACGCGGGAUUGAUAAGAAGAAGGCGGCGGACGAGCUGGGUGUGAAAUAUAUUACGCUCUAUCAAUGGGUUCGCGACGCCGUCGAACGUACCCGGGCGUCCCAGCCUGCUGCGAGGUUUCCUAGGUUCCAUACAGCGGACGACCAAGUGGCCCAUCAGCGGAAUUCAGAUGCUUUUUCCCCCCAAUAUCAUGCAGAUACGAUCCAUAGGGGCCGAUAUGAAACCAACUCGCCGUUCCAUACAUCACAUGUAGGGAUCGCUGACAGUGUGAAACGACGACGAACGGAGAAUCCUUCGCCGACGUACGCCAGUUUCUUUGAAAACUCGAGCUCGCUGAGUGACAUGCUGCUCCAACGGGGUGUAAGUCUCCACGACCAAGGACAGCGGAUGGCGUUUGGCGGAGGGUACCCUCGCAGCCGAGUGGGCGAUGUUCCGCUGGCAAAUCUGCGUCAGCCGCACCUACGCGAACCGUGCAUGUCUCUUGAUAGCGAUGGUCGUGACCCGGAAGAUGAUCGCAGACCACCGACACAACUCGUGCGGAGGACCUUCACAGGAGGACCACCAGGGCCGCGUCAACCGCCUCCUCAAUCAGGAGCCCCCACACCCACGGUCGACAGAAGACAUUCGGUACUGAUUGAGGGGACACCGAAGGUCCGCACCUCGACCGUGGACAACGUCUCGCACCUACCACACUCCGACGUGCGGCAAUCAGAGGUCAGCAACUCGCUGGCGGUAACAUGCUCAAUAAUACGGUCGACGGUGAAAUGCUCCGACCUGCAACGAACAGAAAUGGAAGCAAGCCGAGUGGAAAAUUCGGAGAUCCUUGGCUCGACGCUAGCGGCCACGACGGUCAAGGAGUCGCAGAUAUGGGACGCCGAACUGACCAAUUGUGAGGUGGAGAAUAGCAAGGUCGAUGGCGGCGUCCACGAGGGGAAGAUAUACCACAACGUCGUGAUCAGUGGGUCGGAAGAGCAGACGCCCGUGGAAGGGAAUGGGAUUUGAAAUGAAUGGGUAGCGAGGGCGCAUUUUUUAUUUCGACAUAUAUCUGAACCAACGCUUCAUAUGGGGGAAUAAUUCACAAGCUUAUCCUACAAAUGGCACCUCCAUCC